Lathyrus sativus (Indian pea) is the source of this 2511-nucleotide messenger RNA. Lineage: Eukaryota; Viridiplantae; Streptophyta; Magnoliopsida; Fabales; Fabaceae. The record is from the annotation of a GenBank genome assembly.
AUGGAUUUGAGUGAGUUGAGAAAAGCGAUAGAGGAAGUUGAACUUGUAGAUGGCCAUGCCCACAACUUGGUUGCACUUCACUCCAACUUUCCUUUCAUUCAUGCCUUUUCCGAAGCACAAGGUGAUGCUCUCGCUUCUUCACAUCACUCUCUAUCCUUCAAGAGAAAUCUAAGGGAUUUAGGUGAGCUGUAUGGAUGUGAGUCAUCUUUACAAGGUGUCGAAGAAUACCGAAGAGUUUCUGGAUUGGAAUCCACAUGUUCGGCGUGUUUCAAAGCUGCAAGAAUCUCUGCUAUACUCAUAGAUGAUGGGUUAGAAUUGGACAAAAAGCAUGAUAUAGAAUGGCACAAGAAUUUUACACCUUUUGUUGGUAGAAUCUUAAGAAUUGAAAAAGUCGCUGAGAAAAUCCUUGAUGAAGAUUUUCCAGACGGUUCUCGCUGGACAUUGGAUUUGUUCACUGAAGCAUUUGUCUCAAAGUUGAAAUCGGUGGCUGGUGAGAUCUUUGGAUUGAAAAGCAUAGCAGCUUACCGCAGUGGCCUAGAAAUCAAUACAAAUGUGACUAAACAAGAUGCCGAGGAGGGUCUCACGCAGGUGUUACUCGCCGGGAAGCCUAUCCGUAUUGCUAACAAAAAUCUUAUUGACUACAUCUUCUUGCAAAGUUUGGAAGUUGCUCAAUCCUAUGACUUGCCAAUGCAGAUACACACAGGGUUCGGGGAUAAAGAUUUGGAUAUGCGACUGUCGAAUCCUCUUCAUCUCCGUUCAGUUUUCAAGGACAAGAGAUAUUCAAAAUCUCGGAUUGUUCUUUUACAUGCAUCUUAUCCAUUCUCAAGGGAAGCAUCAUAUCUAGCAUCUGUGUACUCCCAGGUUUAUCUUGAUUUUGGGUUGGCAAUUCCAAAGCUUAGUGUACAUGGCAUGAUUUCAUCACUGAAAGAGCUUGUAGAUCUGGCUCCAAUAAAUAAGGUGAUGUUUAGUACCGAUGGCUAUGCAUUUCCUGAAACCUACUACUUAGGUGCAAAGAAGUCUCGCGAAGUUGUUUUCUCGGUUCUGCGUGAUUCGUGCAUUGAUGGCGAUAUCUCAGUUUCUGAGGCUGUGGAAGCUGCAAAAGAUAUCCUUGCUAGAAAUGCAAUCAAUUUCUAUAAGAUUAAUAUUUCUAACAGUGCUGUUAGUUCACAUAAUAUCUUACCCUUAAAUGUGAUCGAUGACUUAGAGAGUGAUGUUUCAUUUGUUCGUAUAAUAUGGGUUGAUAAUUCAGGACAACAUAGAUGCCGCGCUGUUCCUAAAAAGCGUUUCAAUGAUGUUGUUACGAAGAAUGGGGUUGCUUUAGCGUUUGCGGUUAUGGGAAUGACUUCUUUUCUGGAUGGACCUGCAGCUGGAUCUGGUUUAGGGGCUGUUGGUGAAGCAAGAUUAACGCCUGAUUUGUCUUCUAAAAGGGUGAUUCCCUGGAGCAACCAAGAUGAAAUGGUUUUAGGUGAUCUGAAUGUUCAACCAGGCCAAGCAUGGGAAUGUUGUCCAAGAGAAGCUUUAAGAAGAGCUUCCAAAAUUUUGAAAGAUGAAUUUGGCUUGGUAAUGAAUGCAGGAUUUGAGAAUGAGUUUUUUCUCUUGAAGAGCCUAACAAGGGAAGGAAUAGAAGAAUGGAUACCAGUUGACUCGAGUCCUUACUGCUCCUCGUCAGCGUUUGAUGCUGCUUCCACAAUACUUCACGAAGUUGCUUCUGGUUUACAUUCUAUCGGCAUUCAAGUAGAACAGUUGCAUGCUGAAGCUGGAAAAGGUCAAUUUGAGUUGGUUUUAGAACAUACUGUUUGUACCAAAGCUGCAGACAACUUAGUUUACACGCAUGAAACUGUUAGGGCAAUUGCUAGAAAACAUGGCUUGCUCGCAACUUUUAUUCCAAAGUACAAGUUAGAUGAUUUGGGUUCCGGAAGCCAUGUGCAUCUAAGCUUGUGGCAGAACGGUCGAAAUGUAUUUAUGGCAUCCGAUGGAUCAUCAAAGUAUGGAAUAUCAACUUUGGGAAAAGAAUUUAUGGCUGGAGUUCUAUAUAACCUUCCUUCGAUUUUGCCGUUUAUAGCACCACUUCCUAUCAGUUACGAUCGGUUGCAACCCAACACAUGGAGUGGCGCAUACUUGUUCUGGGGAAAUGAAAAUAAGGAGGCUCCAAUACGAGCUUCAUCUCCCCCUGGAAUUCCUAACGGUUUAACAAGUAAUUUUGAGAUUAAAUCAUUUGACGGUUCCGCAAACCCGUACUUAGGCUUAGCUGCUAUAGUUGGUGCUGGCAUUGACGGGCUUCGUAAGCAUCUUUCCCUUCCCGAACCUGUUGAUACAGAUCCAAAUCCUGACAACCUUCAGAGAUUACCAAAAUCACUUUCGGAAUCUUUGGAAGCUCUCGAUAAGGCCGACUUCCUUGAGGAAUUUAUUGGUGUUAAGUUGCUGACUGUGAUAAAAGCAAUUCGAAAGGCUGAAAUUGAUCAUUACUUGGAGAACAAGGAAGCAUACAAGCAACUCAUACACCGUUAUUGA